UUGAACUGUCUGUGGAUGGUGGGUGUCGGAAGGGUGGGAAGACUUGUCGGGGAGGGUGUGUGAGUGAGCGAACAAGCCGGAACGUCUCUGUCUCACGAUUCAGUUUCUUCAUUUGAGAGACCGCUUGCACGAGUCAUAACCUGACAAACAAGCCCGGGAAUCCCUCUAGCCAUGGCAGGAGCUGGAGGUGGGAGCAAUGACGUGCAGUGGUGCUUCUCACAGGUGAAGGGGGCCAUUGAUGACGACGUUGCCGAAGCCGACAUCAUAUCUACUGUGGAGUUCAACCACUCAGGGGAGCUGCUAGCAACAGGAGACAAGGGUGGCAGGGUCGUCAUCUUUCAGCAGGAAAUGGAGAAUAAGAGUCAGCCACAGUGUCGUAGUGAGUACAAUGUUUACAGUACUUUCCAGAGCCAUGAACCAGAGUUUGACUACUUGAAGAGUUUAGAGAUCGAGGAGAAGAUCAACAAAAUCCGCUGGCUGCCCCAGAAGAACGCAGCUCAGUUCCUGUUGUCCACAAACGACAAAACCAUAAAGUUGUGGAAGAUCAGUGAACGAGACAAGCGACCAGAGGGCUACAACCUGAAAGAGGAGGAUGGACGCUACAUAGACCCCAACACUGUCACUGCACUUCGAGUGCCUGUGUUUAGACCCAUGGACCUCAUGGUGGAGGCGAGCCCUCGCAGGGUGUUUGCCAACGCGCACACCUACCACAUCAACUCCAUCUCCAUAAACAGUGACCAUGAGACGUAUCUAUCCGCAGACGACCUGCGCAUCAAUCUCUGGCACCAGGAGAUCACAGACCGCAGCUUCAACAUUGUGGAUAUAAAGCCAGCCAACAUGGAGGAGCUGACAGAGGUGAUUACAGCAGCUGAGUUCCAUCCACACCAGUGCAACACCUUUGUCUACAGCAGCAGCAAGGGCACCAUCCGCCUCUGUGACAUGAGGGCAUCUGCACUAUGUGACACGCACUCCAAAUUGUUCGAAGAGCCGGAGGACCCCAGUAACCGCUCCUUCUUCUCUGAGAUAAUCUCUUCCAUCUCAGACGUCAAGUUCAGCCACAAUGGGCGCUACAUGAUGACCAGGGACUACCUGUCUGUCAAGAUUUGGGACCUGAACAUGGAGAGCAGGCCCGUGGAGACGUACCAGGUUCACGAGUACCUCAGGAAUAAGCUGUGCUCGCUCUAUGAAAACGACUGCAUCUUCGACAAGUUUGAGUGCUGCUGGAACGGAAAUGACAGUGUGGUGAUGACGGGCUCAUACAACAACUUCUUCCGGAUGUUUGACCGGGGCCAGAGGCGGGACGUGACCCUGGAGGCGUCCCGGGAGGGCAGUAAGCCACAGCAGGUCCUGAAGCCCCGCAAAGUGUGUGCCGAUGGGAAGCGGAAGAAGGAUGAGAUCAGUGUAGACAGCCUGGACUUCAACAAGAAAAUCCUCCACACUGCCUGGCACCCUCAGGACAAUGUCAUCGCUGUGGCAACCACCAACAACCUCUACAUAUUCCAGGACAAAGUGAACUAGAUGUUUUCUGUGAAGGCAGACAUCCACUACCUUCAGCCUUUAAUUUUAGUCAAGAACAAAAUGUGUGACAACAUCGCCGUCAACAACAACUAACCUGUCAUUGGACAAAACAGACUUUGCCAUGUUUCCAGGUGUGGGAAACUGAAACUAUAUUCUUGCCCACCAUCAGCCUCUGUGGCACAGUGACGUGUCACUCACCAUGAUAUUGUUUUGGUGGUGAUGUGCCAAUCUGUGUGUCGGCUGCCCAGUAACGCCCAGCCCCAGGGCAACAUGGGUAACUUGUUUAAUUUAUAUGUAUGUCUGACAAGCACACUUUCUUUGGGGGGGGGCUAGUAGAAAAACCAACACUCUGAGAACCAUCCCUGCCCCUUCAGCAGCACCUCUCAUUGUCUGGUGUCAUAGUCAUGUUUUUUUAUUAGUCAACUGCUAAACUGUUCUGUUUUAAUUCAAUUACAAGAACUGGUGUUCUGUU
This is a messenger RNA of Oncorhynchus tshawytscha (Chinook salmon), 1990 nucleotides long. It is a transcript of the gene ppp2r2ab, whose product is annotated as protein phosphatase 2, regulatory subunit B, alpha b. The coding region runs from base 172 to 1518 and encodes 448 amino acids. Gene Ontology annotation, biological process: peptidyl-serine dephosphorylation. NCBI's taxonomy places the organism in Eukaryota, Metazoa, Chordata, Actinopteri, Salmoniformes, Salmonidae. Gene Ontology annotation, molecular function: protein phosphatase regulator activity; protein binding. Gene Ontology annotation, cellular component: cytosol; protein phosphatase type 2A complex. The transcript has 10 exons. The record is from RefSeq and is a predicted model, not a curated record.